Messenger RNA from Penicillium verrucosum, 219 nucleotides. RefSeq lists its product as uncharacterized. NCBI's taxonomy places the organism in Eukaryota, Fungi, Ascomycota, Eurotiomycetes, Eurotiales, Aspergillaceae. The record is from RefSeq and is a predicted model, not a curated record. The transcript has a single exon. The coding region runs from base 1 to 219 and encodes 72 amino acids.
AUGGGUACUGAUAGCCUACUACAAUGGGCUAGAUGUCUUGCUGUGGGAAAUUGGGAAGAUCCUUUCACCUUCGACUUCCUUGUCAGCGAAUGCAAGAGUUUGCCCCGAGACUGGGAUGAUCAUUGGCGGUUUCCCCACCCUGUGAUCCCAAACUUUGAUCACCCUGGAUCUACAGCCCGCCAGCACAGAUCGUAUCACGACCACGAAGCUCCCGGGUAA